Molecule: messenger RNA, 2382 nt
Organism: Gaeumannomyces tritici R3-111a-1
Lineage: Eukaryota; Fungi; Ascomycota; Sordariomycetes; Magnaporthales; Magnaporthaceae
Exons: 4
Coding region: 113-2308 (731 amino acids)
Biological process (GO): amino acid catabolic process
Molecular function (GO): polyamine oxidase activity; L-amino-acid oxidase activity
Source: RefSeq, a predicted model, not a curated record
GGCUCUUUAAGCGAAGAAACCCCCCUUCAAGCUUUUGCUGCCCUUCGCCACUCACCUGCCGGUGGCACCGCUUCAAACCAUACGCAGUAACUACUCCCCAUCGUCGGCCCUCAUGAGGACACCAACAGCGACGGCGCUGCUCCUGGGCGCUGCGGCGGCGGCCCCUUCGGCCAGCAGCAGCACCAGCAGCAGCACCAGCAGCAGUAGCAACCCCCUGCCGGUCCGCAUAUCCAUCCGGUCGGCGCUCAACUCGCGGCUGGCCAACGUGCACAUCUCGAUGGACGCGGCGCCGGACGCAGGCGCCGCCGCCGUCAGCUUCACGUACGGCGCCUGCGACGCCGCGACGCCCGGGGGCGCGCACCAUACCGUCGGGCGCGUCGCGGCGCCCCGCUCGGCCGACCGGCUCGUCUGGGUCGUGCCCCAGGGCGCCGGGUCGGGCGGGUGCGUGUCUGCCUGGGCCAAUAAUAACGACGACGACGACGGCGGCGGCGGCGGCGUCGUCGUCCUCGUCGGCCGCAGCGCACCCCUGGCCUUCGACCACGCCAACAUGGCCAAGCUGCGGCGGCGCGGGGCCGCGUCGGCCGAGUCUGACGGGCGGCGGCGGCGGAGGCGGCAGCAGCAGCUGGACCCCAUCGCCAUGACCAAGGAGAACGGGUUCGAGGCGCAGGGCCCCUGGUUCGACGGCGUGGCCUUCCUCGCGGGCCGCAACGUCAGCGCCGUCGACGCCGCGGCGGCCAAGGGGCGGCGCAUCGCCGUCGUGGGCGCGGGCAUGUCCGGGCUCAUGACGCACCUGGUGCUGUCGCAGGCCGGGUUCCGCAACCUGUCGGUCGUCGAGGCGUCGGCCCGGCUGGGCGGGCGCGUGCGCACCGCCUACCUCAGCGGCGGGCCGUGGGACUACUCGUACCAGGAGAUGGGGCCGAUGCGGUUCCCGAGCGAGUUUACGUACGAGAAUAAGACGCACAACAUCUCGGACCACCAGCUCGUGUUCCAGCUCGCCGCCGAGCUUAAUAGGCUUAACGAGGGCCGGCCCGGCAACCUAUCGGUCGACUUCAUCCCGUGGAUCCAAAGCAACGACAACGGGCUGGUGUAUAUGAACGGCUUCAAGCUGCCCUCGGGUCUGCCGCCGACGGUGGCGCAGAUACGCGAAAACAGCACGCUCGGGGCGGCGCCGGUUCAGUAUGAUGCAGAGACUGCUGCCGCUGCUACUGCCCUGGCCACGGGUAGCAAGCCAAGCAUAGAGUUUCUGCUCGAGGUGGCCAAGAACACGUUCAGGGCCCACAAGCACUGGAUAGAGAGCGGCCCCUCCGGGCUCCCGGGUGACCAAUGGAGCCAGUUUGCCUACAUCAAGCACUACCUGAACGCUUCCCUCAACACGACCGACGUCCUGUCCAGCAGCUUCGACAGCUUCUGGUCCAAUAUCUACCACACGGUGUACUUUGGGGCCAGCAGCUGGAAGACCAUCGACGGCGGGCUGAACCGGCUGCCGCUGGCGUUCCACCCGCACGUGGAUGGGGACCUGACCCUGGGCCGCAAGAUCGAGCGCGUGCAGUACUCGGCGACAGGGGGGCAGGCCGGGCGCGGCGAGGUGACGCUGCAGUGGCGGGCCGAGGGCGGGACCGACGGCGCGUGGGAGAGCGAGGCGUUCGACUACGCCGUCGUGGCGGUGCCCUUCUCCGUGGUCAAGGGCUGGCGGCUGCCGCCGCUGGGCGUCACCAUCAGCAACGCCAUCGGCAAGCUGCCCCAGGCGGCCUCGUGCAAGGUGGCGCUCGAGUACCGCAGCCGGUUCUGGGAGCGGCUCGAGAGGCCCAUCCGGGGCGGCUGCUCGACCAGCUCCGACAUACCCGGCAUUGGGUCCGUCUGCUACCCGUCCUACAACAUUGGCGGCUCGGGCCCGGCCUCGACCCUGGCGUCGUACAACACGGGAAGCACGUCCGACUACUUCGCGUCCAUGCCCGAGGAGGAGCACGUGCGGCUGGUGCGCGAGGCCAUGGUCGACAUCCACGGGGACGUGGCGCGCGACGAGUACACGGGCAGGUACAACCGCAAGUGCUGGAAGCUGGACCCGCUGCAGGUCGGCGCCUUUGCGUCGCCGACGGUAGGGCAGAUGGAGCUGUACCUGCCCGAGUACUUCAAGAUGCACAGCAACAUGGCCUUCAUCGGUGAGCAUACGUCGUACACACACGCGUGGAUCGCUUCGGCGCUCGAGUCGGGCAUCCGCGGGGCGGUGCAGAUCAUGUUGGAGCUGGGCCUCGUGGACGAAGCAAAAGCAGCUGUGGACAAGUGGAUGGCGCGGUGGAUGGAUGUGUGAUUUGGGCUCACUGUCAUAUAAUUAUUUGCCGCUGUUCUUCAACUCGGGCAUCCAAAUGUGUUUGAAUAUUCGCC